Messenger RNA from Nematolebias whitei (Rio pearlfish), 2559 nucleotides. It is a transcript of the gene zfta, whose product is annotated as zinc finger translocation associated. The record is from RefSeq and is a predicted model, not a curated record. Lineage: Eukaryota; Metazoa; Chordata; Actinopteri; Cyprinodontiformes; Rivulidae. Gene Ontology annotation, biological process: negative regulation of DNA-templated transcription. The transcript is spliced from 5 exons. The coding region runs from base 164 to 2080 and encodes 638 amino acids.
GUUAUAGAGCGCCUGCCAGAUGCGCGUCGAACCGUGCCGAGCCGAACCACGUCCCCGCUGUGACAUGUUUAUGAUGCGUGCGUGACACGAGGAUGUCCCGCCGCGGCGCUCCGAGCCCGUGAAGGAAGGAACCCGAACCAGAACGCAGCGAGUCGGGUCAGGGAUGGACGACACGGCGGAGACCGAACCGGUGGACCUCCGCUGCUCCGAACAGCCCGAGCUGCUCUCAUUAAUAAUCAGCGGGGAGGAGGAGGCGACGCAGGAGGGGAGCGACCUGGGAGAAGGGGACAAUCUUGCCAAUGGCCACAGUGGGGGGAAACCCCAAGCAGGUAUGGUCACACCUGUCAGAUCGCCGGGCACCAGCUACUGGAGCAUCACCGAGGGCCCCGACCACCCGCUUCUCCUUUCCCCAGCUCCGGGGCCCUCGGGACGCAAACCCAAGGUCCAGAGAGCGUCGCGUCCAGGCCUGAGCCGCAUUCCUGGCCGUGAUCAUCGGCGCUACUACCACGAGUACUGGCGCAGCGAGUACCUGAUGGACUUUGACCCCCAGAGACAUGGCAUGAUCUGCAUGGUGUGUGGCAGCUCACUCGCCACCCUGAAGCUCAGCACCAUCAAGAGGCACAUCAGGCAGAAGCACCCGGACUCGCUGCUGUGGAGCACCGCUGACAAGGAGGUGAUUCGUUCUGGAUGGGAGAGCCACCUGAGCCUCGGGGGUCAGACAUACACACCUGGAUCUGCACCAUCACUUCAGGCAGAGGAUGACUCGCUGCACUUUGGUCAACAUAUUGCAGCAGACUAUUCAGAUCCCGUUAUGCCUCUGGAGCAGCCCCAGCUACCUUUGUCUCCACGCUCUGUGGACGGCGAGAUGCUCCAACGUGGAGAGGAGGAGCAGGAACCUCCCGGACCGUCGGCGCUGACGUUGGAGCGCUACCUGAACGACUCGCUGCACGCCUGGUUCCGCCAGGAGUUCCUGAUGGAGUAUGAGGCGGAGGCGGGCCGCCUGCUCUGCAUGGUGUGCGGGACAGAGCUGCCCUCGCUCCACUUGGAUCACAUCAAGAACCACGUGCUGGACUCCCACCCCAACUCCCUGGUGUUCAGCUCCGAGGAGAAGCACUGCAUCCUGCAGGCCUGGGCUCAGGCUCACGAUGAGGCAGAAAACCCAAUCAAAUCAGAGUCCACCACCAAAGAGAAGGAGUCUGAGCUUUUUGCUGAAGAUGUGGAGCGCAUGCAGCUGACUGCCGACGUGUACCCAGACGGCGACGGCACUUUAACUCAGGGCGUCUGUCUGAUUGGUGAGGACGGAGGUGUCGGUCUUCCUCAGCAGGGCUCCCAGCCUGUCCGCCAGCACCGCAGGAGGAGGCUGCGUGGGGGGGACCCGUGGCGGCUCCGCCUCGAUUAUCUGGUAGCCUACGGGCCUCAGGACCAGGGUACGUUCUGCAUGGUGUGUUCUCAGGUCCUGAAUGAAACCAAGGUCAGCGGCUUCCGCCGCCACAUCCAGGAAUGCCACCCUGAGACCACGACCCUGAGCCGACAAGAACGGGAGGCCAUGGCUGCUGCCUGGACCAAAGACCCUUCUACUGAUGGCACACGCACACAAGAUGAAAUCCACCCUUGUGAUGACGUCAUCCUUGAUGCUACAGGAAACCCAAACCAGGAAGCGUCCCCCGAUACCAAAACUCCCAUCAAGACAGGAACACAAGAUGAGGGUGCGAGUGGAGGGCAGGGCAGAGCGAAGGACGCCGGCACUGUGGCCACCCCCCUGCGUCAGAACCACUACCCCGGGAAAGACCAGAGGCGGAACUACCAGGCGCGCUGGCGGCUAGACUACCUGAUGGAGUACGACUGCAGGAGGCACGGUUUGAUCUGCAUGGUGUGUGGAGCCACUCUGGCCACUCUGAAGGUCAGCACCAUCAAGAGACACAUCCAGCAGGUGCACCCCCACUCCCUGCUCUACGGUGCAGAGGAGAAGCAGCGAGCCCUGCAGAGCUACAAGCAGACUGCGCUGCAGCCGCUCCCCUCUGAAAACUGUCCGUCCUCCCAGGACCCCGGGGAUCCUGCUCCAGCACAAGUCGGCACUUAGACAAGACCUCUGCUCAGAAACAGCCCUUUAAUUCUGCUCCCGAAAAGGAAAUCCAGGCGUUUGUCUCACAACGUUCAUGUUUGCUCAACAUUUAUUUAUACUUAAUUUUCCCAAACGCCAAAAGUCCAAAACUGAAAAAUGAACGUAAGACCCAGAAUGUAUCAAAUGUACCGUUUGAAUCCCGUUCAUUUUCUAAUUUCUAUUAUUUUGUUCCUUGUGAAGGACACAAGGUCAAAUGAGAGCAUGUCAAACCUAAAAAAAAAUCUAACCAAAAGGUCCAGGCACUCAUUUGAUUGACAGCGUAUUAAAGCUGUUAUAAAUUAAAUACAAAAAGAGCUGAGGGACGGGGCAAUCAUUAAAAUUUUUUUGUUAAAAAAUCCACGUGAAUGUCAUAUAUUUACGUAAAAAACUUUUAUAUCGUCAUGAUGGAAAGGCCUACAUUUGAUAAAAAAUAGAUAAAAGUAAGUCCACAUUCUGCA